Molecule: messenger RNA, 1917 nt
Organism: Salpingoeca rosetta
Lineage: Eukaryota; Choanoflagellata; Craspedida; Salpingoecidae
Product: uroporphyrin-III C-methyltransferase
Exons: 2
Coding region: 46-1512 (488 amino acids)
Biological process (GO): siroheme biosynthetic process
Molecular function (GO): uroporphyrin-III C-methyltransferase activity
Source: RefSeq, a predicted model, not a curated record
CUCAUCUCUGUCUUCUUCGCCCGUCGCAAAAAAUAACGCACCAUCAUGGUGGGGUGCCAGCUGGCUGGCAACACAAACAACAAUAGAUUCGCACCACCUCCACUGCAAGCAGCACCAGCCGCGUGGAACGAAACACACGACCUCGGCCACCACCACCACCCCUUGGUGUGCUUCCAGAAUAGCCACACCAACCACCACAGCUACAACUACAACAAUGCGUCUCAACAUGGCUUGCAUUUGUCAAAUACAGCUGAUCCCUUCCGUCCCCAGCCAUCACCCUGGAGCUCCGUGCCAUCCCUGAUCCUCGACGCGCUCUUCAACCUCGUGUUCUCCGAAACAAAGCCGCCACCUUUCGUUUCCUCGCCACCACCGCCCCUCUCAUCAGCAGCAACGUCGUUUUCAGCAUCACUCCCUGCAUCACCGACUGCCACAGACUCUCACACCGCAUCGGCAACAGCACAGGCAACCAUGGGCUGGCUCGGCUGCAACACCCCGGCGCUGACGAUCGCCUUUGCUCUUGGCGCGGCCACCUGCGCCUUCAUCGCCAUCCUCUCCGUGGUGCUCCCCGACUGGUACAAGAGCAUGCGGGACGCAUAUCGGCGACGCAAGGAGCGACGAGAGCAGGAAGCAGCGGGCAUCACCACCACCAACAACAACAACAACAACAACAACAACGCCAACAGCAACAACAUCAGGUCAGGCCAACAACCACCAACGGCAACCACCACCGCAGGCUUGGUUGCUGCGGCAACACGGCCAGAGCUGCUUCAAGCGCCAAGCCAGCCGCACACUGCCCGUGGCAGCAUCAUGCUGGUCGGUGCUGGUCCCGGCAGCGUGAAUCUGCUCACGAUUGCGGCCAUGCGUGCCAUCAAGGAGGCGGACGUCGUGGUAUGCGACCGCCUGGUGCCAGACGCCAUCCGCAGGCUUGCACGUGGGCAGGUGGUGGUCACCACCAAGCGACACGGCACCGCCGACGCCGGCCAGGAAGCCAUCUAUGCUGCCUGCCUCCGUGCGCUGGCGCAAGGCAAGCGCGUUGUUCGGCUGAAGGGCGGUGAUCCGUUUGUGUUUGGGCGCGGCGCAGAGGAGGUGCUGCGCUUCCGCCAGCACGGUUAUGAACCCAUUGUGAUCCCCGGCAUCUCCAGCUGCACGGCUGCGCCGUUGCUGUCGGGCGUGCCACUCACCACGCGUGGCGUUGCUGAUCGUUUCCUCGUCUGCACCGCACACGGCCAACAGGACUCAGAUCCCCGCUACCCGAUGUUUGAUCCAGCCUGCACGUUUGUGUUUCUCAUGGGCGUGCGCCGCGUGGAGCAGCUGACGAAGCGCCUCAUUGCUUUCCACAAGUUCCCGCCAUCAACACCAGCGUGCAUCGUGCAGGAGGCAAGCAUGCGAACGCAGUGCCAGCUCAGCACCACCUUGGAGCUGCUGCCUUGCCUGGCAAAGGCCAACAACAUCUCUGCGCCCGCCACCAUUGUCAUUGGCAAUGCUGUCACAACGCUUAUGAGCACCGCAUGAGGGAGUGGCGCUGAUGUUGUACUGCUGCUGUUGCUACUGUUGCUACAUGUCACUGCGGCUGGUGCUUGCACCGGUUGUUUUUGUUCCUGGUCACCCGCCUCAUGCGACAUAUUUGUCAUGCUACUUCUUCCGUUGCAUCUUUUAAAUUGUGUCAUUUCAUGUCACAUCACAUCACUCUCACUCUUUCAUUGUUACGCUUCUGUUUCGUUACAACUUGCCUCCCUCUGCCCCUGCGGCUGCAUCUGCUUGUGCUACAUUGUUACAUUGCUGCUGCUGCUUCCAUCUGUGUAUCAGCCCACACGAUAUAAUAGCUCGCCCAACAACAACAUGUUGGCACGAGACAACAGGCUCGUACACUCACACACACACACAUAAGACAAAGGAAGAAAGCAAAGCAAACACCAG